Molecule: messenger RNA, 1823 nt
Organism: Acomys russatus (golden spiny mouse)
Lineage: Eukaryota; Metazoa; Chordata; Mammalia; Rodentia; Muridae
Gene: Angptl7
Product: angiopoietin like 7
Exons: 5
Coding region: 542-1555 (337 amino acids)
Source: RefSeq, a predicted model, not a curated record
CCUCGGUGUAUGUUAUGUAAGCGUCAGACAGGACUUUGGAAAUUCUUGCCCUCUGCCUGUCUGCUGAUAGAGCUGAGCCAGUGCCUGGCAGGGGCAUCAUCUAACAGGCGCAACUGCAGACAAACUCACGGUCCCCCCGACGGAGCCCAGAGACUGUGCAGACAAGGAAACAAACACUAGCCCUGUCCCCUCCUCUUCUCCUCUGGCCUAAGUUUACUCUGACUUCACUCAACAGGCACCUGACCCUCCCAGAUGAGUGGGAGGGGCUUUAGUACACAGGGCCAUGGUAGGGGUGGAGGUACAGGCACUAAAAAUAUUUAAGAUGCUGCCUUGGUGGAACAUUCAGACUUGGGAAGGAAAGUGUUCCAAUACCCACCGAGAUCCAGUUCAGAAACCCUAGCUUUGAGAAAGGCUAAGAAAGUGCACAGAGGAAGGAGAACACCAGGAAGAAGAAAACUGCCACAGUGAGUCAAAAGCUAAGCUCCCACCUCCACUAGGUACAGACUCUAGGAGGAAGACCUGUCCAACAGACGCACAAACAAUGCUGAGGACAACCUGGCUCUGCAUUAUCCUCGUGGCCUUUGUCAGCCACCCGGCAUGGUUGCAGAAGCCUCCUAAACGGAAGGCACAGCUCAAAGCAGCCGCCUGCUGUGAGGAGAUGAAGGAGCUCAAAGCCCAGGUGGCCAAUCUCAGCAGUCUACUGGGCGCACUGAGCAAGAAGCAGGAGAGCGACUGGGUCAGUGUGGUCAUGCAGGUGAUGGAGCUGGAGAGCAGCAGCAAGCGCAUGGAGUCCCGGCUCACAGCUGCUGAGAGCAAGUACUCGGAGAUGAACAACCAGAUCGACAUCAUGCAGCUACAGGCAGCACAGACUGUCACGCAGACCUCAGCAGAUGCCAUCUAUGAUUGCUCCUCCCUCUACCAGAAGAACUAUCGGAUAUCGGGAGUGUACAAGCUUCCUCCUGAUGAGUUCCUGGGCAGCCCGGAGCUAGAGGUGUUCUGUGACAUGGAAACUUCAGGCGGAGGCUGGACCAUCAUCCAGAGGCGCAAGAGUGGCCUUGUCUCCUUCUACCAAGACUGGAAACAGUACAAGGAGGGGUUUGGCAGCAUUCGAGGGGACUUCUGGCUGGGGAAUGAACACAUCCACCGGCUUACCAGGCAGCCAACACGGCUCCGUGUAGAGCUGGAGGACUGGGAGGGCAAUGCACGCUAUGCAGAGUACAGCCACUUUGCACUGGGCAACGAGCUCAACAGCUACCGCCUCUCCCUGGGGAACUACAGUGGCGACGUGGGGAAGGACGCCCUCCUCUAUCAUAACAACACGGUCUUCAGCACCAAGGACAAGGACAAUGAUAACUGCCUGGACAAGUGUGCAGAGCUGCGCAAAGGUGGCUACUGGUACAACUGCUGCACGGAUUCCAAUCUCAAUGGGGUGUACUAUCGCCUGGGGGAGCACAAGAAGCACAUGGAUGGCAUCAGCUGGUAUGGCUGGCACGGAGCCAACUACUCCCUCAAACGGGUGGAAAUGAAGAUCCGUCCAGAAGCCUUCAAGCCCUAACUAAGAGAAGGCUGCUGCAGAACAGUGCCAUGGAAGUGAGGCACGUGGAGGCUGAGGAGGGCAGAGCAGGAUGGGAGGAGGGUAGAGAAAGGGUAGGAAGGGAAUGCCUGUCAUCUUCAAGGAAAAGCCACUCUCUAAGGAGCAUGAUAGAACUUUAUCUGUGCCGUCAACACGAGCACACGCACACACGAUAGAACCACACGCACCCAAAAACCAUAUGCACUAGCAAAUGACGACACAGUCAGACCCAGUGGGGCCUGCCACAGGU